Rotaria sordida is the source of this 1251-nucleotide messenger RNA. The record is from the annotation of a GenBank genome assembly. Lineage: Eukaryota; Metazoa; Rotifera; Eurotatoria; Philodinida; Philodinidae.
AUGUCAUCAAAUGAUAUCCGAUUUUAUCGUGUACGUGGUACACAUUAUGAAUGUGCUCGAAAAAUUGGUAUUGCAUGUCGAGAAUUAAUUAAAAAACGUAUUGAAAAUGAUCGAAUCUAUUUAACACCAAUGUUCGAUUUCGUUCGAACGUCGGAUGGUGUUAAAUUACAUCAAGGUUUUAUUGAAAUUAUUCGUAAAAUAUUUCCAUGGUAUUGGGAUGAAAUUUGUGGUCUUGUUGAUGGUUGUGAAAUUCCAUUAGAACAAAUACUUGUACUCAAUUUUGAAAAUGAAACUCAAACAGCUUAUCGUCUUUAUGAAGCAAAAAAUGCAAAUCAUCAACAAGAAGAUGAAGAGAAUGAUGCAAAAGGUUGUAGUACUGUAUUGAUCAAUCGACUUGAUACAAAUACACUUUCAUUAGUACAUAAUGAAGAUAAUACAGCUGGUCUCUAUGACGCUGGUUAUCUCAUUGAAGCUGAUAUUAAAUCAAGUUCAUACGAUAAUGGUACUAGACAUAGUCCUAAUGAGCGUUUUAUUGCUUAUUGUUAUGCUGGUGUCAUACCCGGUAUUGCAUUUGGUGUAAAUAUGCAUGGUUUUGCUUAUACGUUGAAUGCUCUCUAUCCAAAUUUUGUUGGACAAAAUCGUAUUCCAAGAUUAAUUAUUAAUCGAGCUCUGCUUUCAAUCACCGAUGAAAAUCAAUUAGAUGAAUUAAUUCGUACAGUACCAAUUGCUUAUGCAUUUUGUAUUAAUUGUGCAUUUUUUCGUGUACAUAAUCAAGAUAAAUGUUAUUUGAUUAAUUAUGAAUUAGGACCAAGAUUGAAUAGUGAGAAAAAUUUUAUUAGUAAAUGUCUUAUUCUCAAUAAUGAACAAUAUCAAGAAAUAAAUGGUACAACAUGUAUUGUUUUAAAUUAUCUUAAUCAUUUCAAUCACUAUGAACGAUCUGGUGGAUCAAUUGUUGAACGAGAACCACUUUUAUGGAGUCGAAAUCGUGCUCGACGUGCACUUGAAAUUGGUGAAAUAUGUACUGUUAAAGACGCAUUGGAUCUAUUAGGUGAUACAACCGACGAAAAGUAUCCAAUUUUCUUCGUAGGUGGAACAACUGAAAUCAAUUUAGCAACACUUUGUACAGCUCAUUUUAAUUUUCAUACUCGUCAACUUAGUAUCUAUCGAGACAAUCCAAAAGAUAAUAGUGAACCACAGUUAGUAUACAAUCUUGAUGAUUUAUUAAAAAAUGAAUUCAUUACCAAUAUAUAA